AUGAACUCUUCUCCAGGCUUAGUGGCUGUGAUACUUUUAGUGCUUGGACAAGUACAUGGUGACUCAGUGACCCAGAUGGGAGGCCAACUGACCGUCUCAGAAAAAGCUUCCUUGACUGUGAACUGUACUUAUUCAGCCUCGGGAUACCCUGCACUUUUCUGGUACAUUCAGUAUCCUGGAGAAGGUCUGCAGUUACUCCUGAAAGCCCAGGCAGACAAAGCAACAGGAACAAACAAAGGUUUUGAAGCUACAUAUGAUAAAGAAACCACCUCCUUCCACUUGAAGAAAGUCUCGGUCCAAGAGUCGGAUUCAGCUGUGUACUACUGUGCUAUGAGUGACACGACAGGGUUGAAUUAUGGAAAGCUGACUUUUGGACAAGGGACCAUCUUGACUGUCCAUCCAAAUAUCCAGAACCCUGAUCCAGCCGUGUACCAGCUGAGAGGCCCCAAUUCCAACACCUCUGUUUGCCUUCUCACGGAUAUCAGUAAUGAUGAUGAUGUGUCUGUCAAGGAGGGUGUAGAGUUCAGCACAAAUACAACUGUGCUGGACAUGAAGAGCACGUCUUCCAAGAGCAAUGCGGUUCUAGCCUGGGUCGACGACUCCAAUUAUAAAUGCAAUGACACCUUCAAAAAAAUGUUCCCCAUCAGAUCAGAUUUUUCCUGUAAUGCCGAAUUGGUAGAAAGCAGCUUUGAAACAGAUUGGAACCUAAAUUUCCAAAACCUGUCAGUGAUCGGGUUUCGAAUCCUCUUCCUGAAAGUGGUCGGAUUUAACCUGCUCAUGACUCUGCGGCUGUGGUCAAGCUGAGCUCACCAGGACUUAAGGAUCCCGUGCUCACCAUCCUCACUGCAGUCCCUUCUCUCCCCCUCCCCCAAGAAAGAGGAGCCCUCUCACAGCUAGAGAAAAACCACCAGCUGGAUCCCACCCAAUAUCUGUGCCCAAGAUGCUGAAGAGUCGUCACAUGCUGCUGCCACCCCCACCCCCUCCUCGGUCCCUUCAUGGCUGCUUGUCACUGCCAGAGGUUCCUGGCAAGGGCAGGGGCCCUGUGACGCCUCCAUAUGGGGAACCUGUCCCCCAAUUUCCCCACGUGGCUUCUGAUGGUGCUCUGGCACCUAAAGAACAUUGUGAGGAGUCUGUAUAUUUUUAAAUAGUGUCUGUAAAGAAAAGCAUAAAACCCUGUCCUCCCAGGACGUGGGGGAAUGAUCUCAUCACCCAGGCUCGGCUCGGCUAUGUAUGGAGGCCACGCCGCAGCGCUACUGCUGCCCACACCCUCAUUAAAGCAAUUUGGAAAAACACA
This is a messenger RNA of Erinaceus europaeus (western European hedgehog), 1294 nucleotides long. Its product is annotated as T cell receptor alpha chain MC.7.G5-like. The record is from RefSeq and is a predicted model, not a curated record. Lineage: Eukaryota; Metazoa; Chordata; Mammalia; Eulipotyphla; Erinaceidae. The transcript has 8 exons. Bases 1 to 804 code for a protein of 267 amino acids.